AUGGUACUUUUGUACCGUUACGGGGAACGGGAUCCCCUGAAAUUUGAGGGUGGAAAACAUGGUGGGAAAAUUUCGCCAAUUUGCAGCAAAGUAUUUCGCGAAAAGUUGGAGGGAAAAAUUUACACGAAAUUCCUUCGAUUAAAGCAAGAGUUCCUCUGUUUCUUUUACAGGAGAGAGAAAGAAACCAGAAAAUGUUCUUGCUUCCAACAGGAGAGAGAAAGAAACCAGAACAAAAUCGUCCAUAUGAGAGAGAAAGAUAAGGGGAGAUUAGGGAUGGUACCAACUUAUAGAGAACUAAAUAUGGUUGAAUUUGUUGGGAAUGAUAAUGAGGAUGUAAUUGAGGAUGUAAUUGAGGAAGUAAACAUUACGGAUGAUGAAGAAGAAAAUGGAGUCGAUGAUGAUGUAGUGAGUCCUCCAUUUGUUGGGAUGGUAUUCCAGAGUUGGGAAGAAGUGGAUACGUACUACAAAAGGCGUCGGGUUGAGGGGAAAAGGGUUUACUCAACUAGGGAUGAGCUUGGCACCAAAAGGUCAAAGAAAUGUGAUUUCCCGGUGCUAAUGUAUUGUAACAGGACUAAGGAUGGGGAAUGGGUGGUUAAAAGGGCAGUUAAUGAGCAUAAGAACCAUUGUCCAACACCGAGGAAAUCUAGGUAUGUUCCUAGGUAUCGACAGGAAGACAUCACCUCUCUUGUAAAGAGGAAGUUGUUCAAUGACUACAACUCGGGUGCUAAUGUUCCUCAGAUAUUUAACUGUCUAGCUAGCGAGAGGAACGGAGUUGAGAACGUGACAUUCACCAAAAAAGAUCUUCAAAACAUUAUUGCUAGGGACAAGGCAGAAAAGAUGAAGGAGGGAGAUUGGAAUGCAAUGUGGAAGUACUUUAAAGCGAUGUCUACUGACAACGAAAAUUUCUUUCACAAGCAUAGGGUGGGUGAGGAUAACAGAUUAACGGAUGUGAUGUGGGUAGAUGCUAGGAGUAGAGCUGCUUACGAAGAGUUUGGAGAUGUUGUCGUGUUUGACUCCACCUACUUAACAAAUGAGUAUGACUUGCCAUUUUCUAACUUUGUUGGGGUUAAUCACCAUGGUCAAACCAUUCUGCUUGGGUGUGCAUUGUUAUCCCAUGAAGAUUCAGAGACCUUUGAAUGGUUAUUUACCGAGUGGUUGUCAUGUAUGUCUAACAAAAAACCCAUUGGUUUUCUUACUGACCAAGACGCUGCCAUGGGGAAGGCCCUACGAGAAGUAAUGCCUGAUGUCCGACAUCGAUGGUGCUUGUGGCACAUACUUACCAAGUUCAGUCAAAAACUUGGAAAAUACAAUGACUAUGAGCUGUUCAAAAUUGAGCUUCAUAAUGUGAUUUACAACAGCCUUACCCAAAACGAAUUUGAAGUGCAAUGGACUUAUGUAAUCAAGAAGUAUAAACUGGAGGGUGAGAUUUGGCUUGCAGGAUUAUACCAUGGAAGGGAAAUGUGGGUGCCUACAUUUUUUAACGGGAUGUUUUGGGCUGGAAUGAAGAGCACUCAAAGAUCCGAAAGCAUAAACAGGUUCUUUGAUGGGUUCGUUGAUAAGCACACUCGAUUGUUUGAGUUUGCUCCAUUUUAUAUUAAAGCAGUGGAAUCUAGAGCUAACGAUGAGCAACAGGCUGAUGCAGCUGACCAAAGGGCAGUUCACCCGUUGGCCACCCAAUAUAUGGUUGAGAGAGCCUUUAGAAAGGUGUACACAGAUGCAAAAUUCCUCGAGGUUCAAGAGCAGUGCAAUCGUGUACUGUACCUUACUUCCCUUCAGACUACUAUGGUGUCAGCUGAAGUUGCACAACAUAAGCUGGAGGACAGAGUGUGGGUAUUGUGUAAGGAAACCCGCAAGGAAUUUUCAACAAAGUACAUGCGGAAUUAUAUCGUGCAGAUAAAUUUGGAGACAAAAUUGGUGGAGUGUGAAUGCAAGCUAUUUGAAACUGACGGUAUACUUUGCAGGCACAUUAUAAAAGUGUAUGACAUGCAUGACAUUCAAGAUGUCCCAGAUGUUUAUAUUCUUCGUAGAUGGAGGAAAGAUGUGUCAAGGAAGCACUCGCGCGUGAAGGUGGUGUACCAUGAUCCAAGUAAGACCGAAGAUGUCAUGAAGCAUGAUAAAUUAAUGCUAGCAUACGAGCCAAUCAGUUUGAAGGCUUCAACGAAACCCGAGUGUAUUAAAAUCGUGAUGGAUACAUUGAAGGCGUUGGAGAAGCGGUUGGAUCAACAGUUGAUUGGUGUGGAAGAUAUGGAUGUUGAUGAGACACAGGAUGAUGUUGGUACUCCUGGCUUGACUAAAACCAACAAGAGGAGGGCAACUACUCCUAAAUCUGUUACCAAUGGUUGCAGUCAAACCAAAAACAAGAGGACCACCAAAAGUACCCCUAAGUCUGUGAACAAACGAAACAAGUCUGCAACACCUCCUGAUAAUGUCAUUGUGAAUGACCCUGUGGCAAGAAAUAAACCACAUAGGACACCAAGUUGUAGGCACCGUUCUUGUGUUGAGCCAAAAAAGAAAACACCCAUUAGGAGAAGGAGAAGCAAAACAAAUGAUGUUACUGGCUGCUCACAGGAACUUCCCACGCAGGGCGCUGAUGAUGUUGAGUUUACACACACUUCCCCUGGAGGUAUUGAGAUGUUAUCUCAAGAUGGGUCACUUGGGUAUUUCACUAGCAAUGUUGGGGGAGAUGAUGGACUUGACAUUGUUGGUGAUGUCUGUGAUGAUGGGCUUGGACUUGACAAUGUUGAUGAUCUUUUAUGCCGAAAUUCUCUUGGAUGGGAUAAUUGA
This is a messenger RNA of Spinacia oleracea (spinach), 2784 nucleotides long. Its product is annotated as protein FAR1-RELATED SEQUENCE 5-like. Gene Ontology annotation, molecular function: zinc ion binding. Bases 1 to 2784 code for a protein of 927 amino acids. Lineage: Eukaryota; Viridiplantae; Streptophyta; Magnoliopsida; Caryophyllales; Amaranthaceae. The transcript has 5 exons. The record is from RefSeq and is a predicted model, not a curated record.